UUGUAGUAGUAGUGUUGAGAAAUAGAGAGGUUGUGUUGUGUUGUGUUGUGUUGGGGAGAAAAAGAUUAAACCUGAAAGCCAACAAAGAAGGAAGCAUAAACCCUAACUUCACCUUUCGUCGCCUAUGGCAACCCUCGACCCAAUCCAAAACGGCACCGCCAACCCCCUCUCAUCCGACAAUCCCGCCGCAGACCCUCCCUCCACCACCGCCGACGACCCCGCUCCCGAGGCCGCCGAGAAGCGGUGGCCGGGAUGGCCCGGUCACUGCGUGUUCCGCCUCAUCGUGCCCGUGCUCAAAGUCGGCAGCAUCAUCGGCCGCAAGGGGGAGCUCAUCAAGAAGACCUGCGAGGAAACCAGAGCUCGCAUUCGCGUUCUCGACGGCGCCGUCGGCACCACCGAUCGAAUCGUACUCAUAUCAGGGAAGGAAGAGCCAGAGGCACCUCUUUCUCCAGCAAUGGAUGCUGUAAUAAGGGUUUUUAAACGUGUCUCAGGGUUAUCUGAAAUUGAUGGUGACAAUAAAGCAUCAGGGGUUGCAUUUUGUUCCAUCCGUUUAUUGGUGGCCUCAACUCAGGCCAUCAAUUUGAUUGGAAAGCAGGGCUCAUUAAUUAAAUCUAUACAGGAAAAUACCGGAUCUUCUGUUAGAGUACUGUCUGGAGAUGAGGUUCCCUUUUAUGCUGCUGCUGACGAGAGGAUUGUGGAACUGCAGGGAGAAGCCUUGAAGGUCCUUAGGGCCCUGGAAGCAGUAGUUGGGCACCUGAGGAAGUUUUUGGUUGAUCAUAGUGUUCUUCCUUUGUUUGAGAAAACUUACAAUGCAACAAUCUCCCAAGAGCGCCAGGCAGAUACCUGGGUUGACAAACAGUCGCUGCAUAGUGCUUCACAACCUAGCAUUGUAACUGAUAUGUCACUUUCAACAAAAAGGGAUUCUCUCUUUGCUGACCGUGAAAGUCAAUUGGAUUCAUUCCUCCCUCCCUCCACAAUGUCAAUAUAUGGGCAAGAUACUUCACUUUCUGGUCUUCGUUCUUCGACACUAAGUCGACCCAAUGUUCCUCCUAUUGUUACCACGGUAAUACAAACAAUGCAAAUACCACUGUCCUAUGCAGAGGACAUCAUUGGUAUACAAGGGGCUAAUAUUGAUUACAUUCGCCGAACUAGUGGGGCCAUAUUGACUGUGCAGGAGAGCCGUGUGCCAGAUGAAAUCAUUGUGGAAAUUAAAGGAACCUCAUCUCAGGUUCAAAUGGCACAACAGUUGAUUCAGGAAGUUGUAAGCAAUCACAAGGAACCUGUCGCUAGUAAUUACAGCAGCAGGUUAGAUACAGGAUUGAGAUCUUCUUACACUCAAUUGGGAAGUUCAUCGUAUUCCUCAUCUUCCCUGCCUUCGCAACCUUACAGCGGGUAUGGAUCUUCUGGUCUGGGAGGCUAUAGUACUUUCAGACUUUGAAUUGGUGUCUCUAGGUUACAAUGACUUCAUUUUGAGCCAAAUUCUUCUAAUUGGGUCUGAUCUGAUUGGAGAGUCAAUGCUGGAAUGUAUUAUGAAGCCACCAAAAUCACGUUUUCUUUCAUCAUUAUGUGUUAUCAUCAUGUAAUUGGGUAAUCUUCGAUGUGACCAAGAGAUGAGUAGUGCCAUUCAAAUUGUAAUGAAAUAUUAACCAUUUUCAGGGUGUUUAGUUUUGUAGUGUAUAUGCGCAUUGAUUUAUAGCUUAAUCGUGGUAUCUAUAGGAGCAUUAAACUAUAUUUUCUAUUUAUUUUAUUUUAUAUUUACAAUGCUAA
Molecule: messenger RNA, 1767 nt
Organism: Cajanus cajan (pigeon pea)
Lineage: Eukaryota; Viridiplantae; Streptophyta; Magnoliopsida; Fabales; Fabaceae
Product: RNA-binding KH domain-containing protein PEPPER
Molecular function (GO): RNA binding
Source: RefSeq, a predicted model, not a curated record